AUGGCAGAUCCAUACAACCCAUACAGUUCAUACUCCACGCCCGCCCCGGGCGGCGUAAGCUACUAUCCUCCAGAGGAUCAAUCUCAAUACAAUGCAAAUCCAUACCAACAGUCAUACGGAACCGCAGAACCACAGCCAAUGCAAGACCAGGGCCAUGUCUAUCCCCCACAGUCCAACCCGUACAACCUCGCUGCAGAACCUUCUGCGCCAAGAAGUCACGCUUCUACCGGUCAGCCCAACUACCUUGCUCCCGGUGCUCCAGCGAACCCGUAUGCUCGCAGCGGCGAGAACUUGGGAUACUACAACGACCACCCGGCCGAGCAGCCACGCUACACACCCUCUGCAAGCCCUCACCCGCCCGCAGUCUAUGUAUCAGACCAUGAUACACGCCGCGACAAGAUGAGAGAACAGCGCUCUGACAAUGAGCAUGUGGGCUCGGACAGAGAGACUGAUCGUGGUCUGGGGAGUUCGCUGGCUGGUGGUGCGGCUGGAUAUUACUUUGGUCGUAAGAAGGAUCAUGGCUUGCUUGGUGCUAUUGGCGGUGCGAUUCUGGGGAAUUUUCUUGAGGAUAAGGUGAAGGAUCAUAAGAAACAUGAUCGGGAUGAUGACUCUGAGCAUCGGCAUGGACGACAUGGUCAUCAUCAUCACCAUCAUCAUCAUCGGAGUCAUUCGAGGAAUAGUGAUCAUAGUGGGCAUAGUGGACAUUCGCAUCAUUCUCAUUCUCGUUCUCAUCAUGGUAGUCACUCGAGACAUCGGGGUGAGGAUGAGUAUUGAGUGGUGAAGUGGUUUUCGUCUCGAUGGUUUUUGUUUCUCUUUGGUCAUGCAAUUCAGUCCUCGGGUCUGGAUAUGAGUUGUGCUUUGUGAUGCUUGACGGGCUUGAUAUUGGUUUACAAUGAGCUCAUUUUUCUGCUGUUUCUUGUUACUUUCCUUUUUGUCUUUGUAUUUGCUAGUUUCUUUGUAUCUUGAUAUGUGGAGUUUUACGACGUUAUGACCACGAUAUAAAUCUUUAGCUAAUCGAGUUUCUAUGCGAUAUUCAUAUCUUGAGUGAAGUCACCCCAGCACUGUCUAUGAUAUCCAAAGCAACAGUAGGGCACUAUAAGCCUAAGUUACAUAUUGACUGUUUGAUUGAGUACAGCCAUGAAAAAGUUGCCAAAGGGUACCGUAUGACCACCUUUUGGCUUCUAAGUUCCAUGUUGUUAUAUCACCUGUUAAGCCAUCACUAGUAGUCACACAUAUACUUAGGACUCUUGGGUUGACAUCUCUUUGCAGACUAAACAAAUGCUUCAAGGUUGACAUCCCUAAUUGAGGCAGCAAAUUCCUUAUCCGAUCCAUUUAUACUAUUCUAAUUCAACCCUUUCAUAUCUGCCAGAAAUGAUGACGUACAGAUAUAAAGCCUUCAAUGUUACAUUCAUCUAUUAGGUAUUCAAGUAAUGUUACU
Penicillium canescens is the source of this 1438-nucleotide messenger RNA. RefSeq lists its product as uncharacterized. The transcript has 2 exons. The record is from RefSeq and is a predicted model, not a curated record. Lineage: Eukaryota; Fungi; Ascomycota; Eurotiomycetes; Eurotiales; Aspergillaceae. Gene Ontology annotation, cellular component: outer membrane. The coding region runs from base 1 to 774 and encodes 257 amino acids.